AUGCCUAGCCUUGCCCAGGUCACCACAGUCAAGGAGACCAAUAGAAAAUUCGAAAUAGGCUGGGCGGUAUCAUUUAUAGCUCUACCGCGCGUCCAAUCUUUUUGUGGCCCCGAUUGCAUAAGAGAAGGCCCCCCUGACGAAGCCAUCGGAUCAAGAUAUCCGCACUCUGACUUCAAUUCUAUGGUUGAAAUAGUUGAACUUUGGGACUCUUGCAUCGAUGAAGUGGCUAUUUCAGGUUUCUUGAAAUACACCCCGUGUCUAAAAUCAUUGACCUACUGGCAUUUACCGAGAAAUAGCAAGGGGCACCAGGAUUGGGAUCUAUGCCGAUUUAUUAUAGCAGUUCACCAUAAGGUCGGCAACCACCUCGAGAAACUCUCUGCAAUACCAGUUAUUUGGAAACCACGCUGCUCGAUAACCCCUUGGCAAGCUAUUACUCGCCUGCAAAGUCUCGAGCUUCCCCUUGAAGUUGUCAUUUGUAGUCUCGCAGCUGCAGAAUUAGCAGAACCUGAAUCCUCGAACUUCGAGUCUUUACUUGGUGACCUUGUACCCGCCUCGGUCUCCCAGCUUUCUUUAUUCUCGCGUGGUAAGCACCCUCAUAAAAGGGCUGUCGAUCUUCUGUUUCGUGAAUUUGCCUCUCGGAAACACCUUCAGACACCUGCCUUAAAGGAAAUCCGCCUGACAUGUCCUGAUGAUGCGGAUGAUUCGUACAAAUCGCAGUGUGCAAAACUGGCAGCGGAGAUGGACAAGGCGAAUGUAGCCCUGUAA
Molecule: messenger RNA, 765 nt
Organism: Penicillium cinerascens
Lineage: Eukaryota; Fungi; Ascomycota; Eurotiomycetes; Eurotiales; Aspergillaceae
Exons: 2
Coding region: 1-765 (254 amino acids)
Source: RefSeq, a predicted model, not a curated record